Atta colombica is the source of this 1131-nucleotide messenger RNA. RefSeq names its product iron-sulfur cluster assembly scaffold protein IscU (gene IscU). Bases 186 to 659 code for a protein of 157 amino acids. The record is from RefSeq and is a predicted model, not a curated record. Lineage: Eukaryota; Metazoa; Arthropoda; Insecta; Hymenoptera; Formicidae. Gene Ontology annotation, biological process: iron-sulfur cluster assembly; intracellular iron ion homeostasis. Gene Ontology annotation, molecular function: 2 iron, 2 sulfur cluster binding; ferrous iron binding. The transcript is spliced from 4 exons. Gene Ontology annotation, cellular component: cytoplasm; mitochondrial matrix.
AGUCUAUAUGAGCAUGCGUCGUGAGUACAAGAUGGUGGAUUUCAGUUAUUACGCAGAAUGUGAAAAUGAGUUCGAGAGAUGAGCCUUGAGACUCAAGGCUGAAGGCUGAACGUGACCAUUAUCGGGUAUUAUUGAAGUAAUCGGAGAGAUAUAGCGGAUUCAUGAUAAAGUGCGCAUAAAAGGAGAUGGCAUUGUUCCGGGCAUUGCCCGCCGGAAUCGGCACGACGUUCAAGAUUAUUUCACGGAGCGUUCCGGCCGUGUUCUAUCACGCAAACGUAAUAGAUCACUACGAAAAUCCCAGAAAUGUUGGUUCCUUGGAUAAGAAUGAUGAACAUGUUGGAACAGGUCUUGUAGGAGCACCGGCUUGUGGUGAUGUGAUGAAACUUCAGAUCAAGGUUGAUGAAGAGGGCAAGAUAAUUGAUGCAAAAUUCAAGACUUUUGGUUGUGGUUCUGCUAUUGCUUCAAGUUCUUUAGUAACAGAAUGGGUUAAAGGAAAAACAGUGGAUGAAGCAUUGGCAUUAAAAAAUACUGACAUUGCAAAAGAGCUUUGCCUUCCGCCUGUCAAGCUACACUGUUCGAUGCUUGCCGAAGACGCAAUUAAGGCUGCUCUGUCAGAUUACCGCAUCAAACAACAGUCAAAGAUUGAAGAGACGAAAUAAUGAGACUCGAAUCUAUAUAAUAAUUGCUUUCCAUUUACAUACAAGUGGAACUGAGUUUGAGCUAUUUCAUAUUCAGAUUAAUGAUGUCAUUAUUUGCUUAAAAAGUUGUCACAUGACAACAUAGGUUCAUAACUUUAUAUUUAAAGUGAGUUUACGAGAUUCACUAAAAUACACGGUCUCUUAUGUAGAUAUAGUAAAAACUCAAUUAAAUCUCACUUGUCAAAAUACAAAAGAAAGGCAGAUUCAACUAAGUUAUGACAUUCUCACAAGUGAAAAUUAUCAGAGAACAUAAAUGGAAAGCAAUUAAUAUAUAUAUUUAUAUCGAAAUAUAUGUAUAAUUCGUAAAACUCGUGCUUUGUGCGCGUAUUUUUUAGUCUUUCUCCGUAAUGAAGAAUAGAAAAAUAUAAUAUUGUGAUAACAGCAUUAGCCAACAGCGAUCUACUUGAAAAUAUAUAUGUAUAUAACGAAAAAA